AGAAGAGAAUCAGAAUCAGACGAGUUAGGCUUACCAGCCCCAAUACGGACAGCGACAACGCCCAAAAACUGACAAAUAAGCACUGCCAUAUUGCAACAAGAAGCAUCUACAAAUUAAACUGAUAGAAAGGACAAAAAACCAUAUAUCAACAGAGCAACCAAACUACCUCGAUUGCUGCUUGGCGCCAGCCAAUAAAAAAUAAUUUGAACCGAAUGAAGAACCAGAAGCCCAGUGAAAGUCCAUCUCCAAUGUAGGGGGGAAAAUGGAACAGGUAAUAACCAGUAGCAGGACCACUUAAAGGACAAAGGACAGGACGAAACCGGUACAGUUUCGCUUACACAGAGCACUCUCCAAACGCUUCCACUCCGAAUCCAAUUAAGUCCCUUAGACGUACUUGAUCAAAGAACUCCAGUAGGAAGCAGAUACCUUGAGGUAUAAUGAAGAGCAACGGGGAUGUGGAGGCGGCAACGCCUCAGCCUGUGGCAGGAUCAAAGACCAGCAAUGGUCAUGGUCACGGCCAGAGCAAUGGCAAUGGCAAUGGCAACGGCACUGGCAAUGGCAAUGGCUACCAUCAGAACGGAGGAAGACGCGACUCCACGCAGGCCUUUACGCCUCUUCUCGCCCAGCACAAUCAGACAAACGGCGAGGGGUUGGGCAACCAGGCCCCCCCGGCCACGCCCACAGGCAACACUGUGCUGUACGAGAGCACGCCCAGCAACAACAACGAGUGGAAGGCCUCGGAGGACAUCAAUAACCUAAAGAACGGCCUCGGGGGCCUGCUGAGCAGCAACAACAACGGCACUGGCAACGGGCACAGUCUCCGCGAGAAGUACGCCCACGAGCAGGCACCACUGACUGGGGGCUACAAGCUGCCAAAGCGCUCCAGCGAAUCGGAGGAGUCGGACGACUUUGAUUCGGACCUCAAUGGGGGCGCCGACGAGGGCUCCAGCUGCGGGCUGUUCGGCUGCCGGCCGAGAUGGGCGCGUCGGUUUGCCUCGACGCACGUGUUCAUGGUGGUGUUCCUGCUGGCGUACAUCCUGCAGGGCAUGUAUAUGACCUACUUUGUGUCGGUGAUCACCACGAUCGAGAAGCUAUUCCAGAUCAAGUCCAAGACCACGGGCUUCCUGCUGAGCGCCAGCGAGAUGGGCCAGAUCUGCACGGCCAUGCUGCUCACGUAUUUUGCGGGACGGGGCCAUCGCCCCCGUUGGAUUGCCUGCGGCAUGGUGUUAUUCUCGAUUGCCGCCUUUGCCUGUGCCUUGCCCCACUUUAUCUUCGGGGAGCAGCUGAUGCACUCCAGCGUGAUCCUUCAGCAGCAGCAACAGGUGCUCCCUGCGCGAUCGGAGUCAUCGUCGUCUUUGAUGUGGCACAAUGCCACCCGAGAGAUGCUGAAUCCGAAUCUCUGCCAUUUGGGCGGUAAUGGUUCGCUGGCCGGUAGCGAGUGCAACGAGGAGCGGCAGCUGGAGCAGGCCUCCCACUCGAAGAUCACCGUCAUCGUCCUGUGCAUCUUCUUUGGCAGUUUGCUCAGCUCUGGCAUUGGCCAGACGGCCGUGGCCACCCUCGGAAUACCCUACAUCGAUGACAAUGUCGGCAGCAAGCAGUCGCCCAUGUACAUGGCCGUCACCAUUGGCAUGCGGAUCCUUGGACCCGCCUCCGGCUUCAUCUUUGGCAGCUUCUGCACGCGCUGGUACGUGAAUUUCUCGAAUCCCGGCUUCGAUGCCACCGAUCCGCGUUGGAUUGGCGCCUGGUGGCUGGGACCCGUGGCCAUUGGCAGCCUAAUGCUGUUAACCUCCAUUGCCAUGUUCUCGUUCCCCAAGCAGCUGCGGGGAAAGCAGCAGACCCAGGCCCAGGUGGUGGCCGCUGCGGCAGCUGCCCCCGAGCCAGAGGAGAAGCCCAAGCUCAAGGAUUUCCCCAAGACAGUGCGGCGGCAGCUGAGCAACGAUAUACUGAUGUUCCGCACUGCUUCCUGUGUGUUCCAUCUACUGCCCAUUGCCGGCCUGUACACGUUCCUGCCCAAGUACCUGGAGACACAGUUUCGGCUGGCCACCUACGAUGCCAACAUGAUUGCCGCCUUCUGCGGCAUCCUGGUCAUGGGCAUUGGCAUUGUCAUCUCUGGUCUGUUCAUACUGAAGCGCAAGCCAACGGCCCAGGGCGUGGCCGCCUGGAUUGCCUUUACCGCUUUGGUCUAUUCGGCGGGCAUGAUCAUCCUGAUGUUUAUUGGCUGCAGCAUGGAUGACUUUUCCGGCUACAAGGCUGGCAAUGCCCACAGUCCCGCUCUGAUCGAGCCCACUUGCAGCGCAGCAAUAAACUGUACCUGUGAUAAGGAGAACUUUGCACCGAUCUGUGCCGAUGGGACGAUGUAUAUAUCGGCCUGCCAUGCCGGCUGCAGCACCUCCUCGCUGCGGCCCAGCGACAAUCGCACACUCUACUCGAACUGUGCUUGCAUUCCAGAUGCUGCGGAGGCGGUCAACGGUUACUGUGAUAAUAACUGCAAGAACUUCAUCUACUUUAUACUGAUCUUUGCCAUUUGCGUAUUUAUGCAUUCCACCUCCGAGGUGGGCAGUAUGCUGCUCGUCAUGCGCUGUACACAUCCGAAAGACAAGGCCAUGGCCAUGGGUGUGAUACAGUCUGCCAUUGGCUUAUUCGGGAAUGUUCCUUGUCCGAUCAUUUAUGGGGCUGUGGUCGACUCGGCGUGCCUCAUCUGGAAGUCUGUGUGUGGCAAGCACGGUGCCUGCUCGCUCUACGAUGCGGAUACUUUCAGGCAUUAUUUCUUAGGAAUCACGGCCGGCAUCAUGUUUCUGGCUUUUCUGAUGGAUCUGGUGGUGUGGCGCAAGGCGCAUCGCAUUGAUAUCGCACCCGAAGACCCACAGGAAGGAGCGGCAGCGGCCAAUGGCCGGUCCCUAGAUGUGUCCGAGUCGAAGCAGCCCAUUACCCCGGCACCGGACACCACUGUCUAGGUAGAGGCGGGAUCUGGGGCGGGAUCAGAUGGGACAGGACGGGACACAGACAAGCAUUGCAGGAACUCUGCAAGAUUUCCAAUAAACGUUAAACCUUAAUUGUUAAUUAGUUAUCAUUUUGUCUAGUUUUUUAGCCUAGUGCAAGAGUUAUGUAAUUAGUUAAGUGGCAUAUACCCAUACCCAUACCCAUACCCCUCUCCUUCUCUUCCCUAUUCUACAUACUCGUAGGACCUAGGGAAUACGAUUUUGAAAUCUGUGUAAAUCUCAACGUUAUAGUCGAAAAAAGGAUCGAAGAAAAUGUAAUUGUAGAAACACUAUCAAUACAUAUAUAUAUAUACAUAUAUAUAUAUACCGAUAAAUGAUCGAAAAUUGUGCAAAAUGGCCAGAAAAAUUGAUAAAUCUGUAUGUAUAACUACUAUAU
Drosophila persimilis is the source of this 3375-nucleotide messenger RNA. RefSeq names its product solute carrier organic anion transporter family member 3A1 (gene Oatp74D). Gene Ontology annotation, cellular component: membrane. Lineage: Eukaryota; Metazoa; Arthropoda; Insecta; Diptera; Drosophilidae. The transcript has 8 exons. Gene Ontology annotation, molecular function: protein binding. Gene Ontology annotation, biological process: sodium-independent organic anion transport; transmembrane transport. The record is from RefSeq and is a predicted model, not a curated record. The coding region runs from base 438 to 2954 and encodes 838 amino acids.